Molecule: messenger RNA, 663 nt
Organism: Oldenlandia corymbosa var. corymbosa
Lineage: Eukaryota; Viridiplantae; Streptophyta; Magnoliopsida; Gentianales; Rubiaceae
Source: the annotation of a GenBank genome assembly
AUGGAAGAAGCAGCGAAGGAGUUCGAUUGGGAAGAACUGGAGUGGGGGGAACGAAUAGCAUCCGGUGCUUACGGCACCGUCUUUCUAUGUCGAUACUGUGGGAAAGACGUCGCCGUGAAAGUAAUCAGCGCUGGCGAAGAAGACAGCUGUGCUGUGGAGACGGCGGAGUUGUCCUUCCUGCGAGAAGUAUCAACCUGGGUUCAGCUAGAUCAUCCAAACGUGGCGAAGCUGAUCGAGGCGAAAGAAGACGUAAAGCCGCCGCUGAAGGAACUGAAGAAAAGUGGAUGUUGUUGCGCCGUUGUCAGAGAAUAUCUAAAAGGCGGGACAUUAGCAUCUUAUGUCCGCCAUCACAAGAAGCUUUCCUUUAAGCACAAAAUCAAACUUGCCCUAGAUGUUGCCAGAGCGCUGUCUUAUUUGCACUCCAAGAACAUCGUUCAUCGUGACGUGAAGCUGCAAAACUUGAUGCUCGACGACAAAGGGAGAGUUAAGAUCAUAGACUUUGGGGGUUCAAAGAUCGAAACAGAUGAGAUGAGCGUGAAAGUUGGAACCAAGGGUUAUAUAGCUCCCGAGGUUUUGGAUUCUACGUCCUAUGAUCAUUCAUCGGUGCGAUGUUUUCAGCUUCGGCAUCUGUCUUUGGGAGCUUUACUAUCUGAAGCAUGUUAG